Adineta ricciae is the source of this 1869-nucleotide messenger RNA. The record is from the annotation of a GenBank genome assembly. NCBI's taxonomy places the organism in Eukaryota, Metazoa, Rotifera, Eurotatoria, Adinetida, Adinetidae.
AUGAUGAGAUAUACAUUAUUGUUAUCAGCUAUUGUUUAUAUUAUUACUAUUGAUAUUUCAUGGGCACAAUUGACAAUCAAUCUUCCAUCGUUUGGAAGUGUUCAAGGUGAAAUUAAUCCAACGGUAAGUAACGUUCGUCAAUUUAUUGGUAUUCCUUUUGCACAACCACCCAUUGGCCCACUUCGUUUUAAAUCACCAGUUCCUUUGAAUAAUUCAUUAUCUAAUGGUACGAUUUAUAAUGCGACAGCCGCUGCACAUCUCGGUGGAUUUCCUUUAUUUGAUUGCAUGCAGUUUUCAUUCACGAAUCCAGAUUUAAUAUAUGGACAAGAAGAUUGUUUAUAUUUAGAUAUUUAUUUACCAUUCAAUAUUACAAAUGGAUCUCUCUUACCAGUAGUUAUCUAUAUUUAUGGUGGUGGUCUUCAAACAUCAGAUCCACACAGUCCCAGUCAAUUAGUUUCGUUAUAUCAAAACAUAAUUUAUGUGGCUAUUCGUUAUCGGAUUAAUGUAUUUGGAUUUAUGGCAUCGACAGCUUUAUCAGCUAGUCGAUUAGGACCAAUUCAAUCAUCGGGUGUACAAGGUUUUGAAGAUCAACAAAUGGCUAUCAAAUGGGUUUAUGAUAAUAUUCAAUUUUUUGGUGGUAAUUCGAGUUGUAUUACAUUACAAGGACAUUCAGCUGGCGCUGAGUCAGUUUGUCUUCAUUUAGUUGCACCAGCAUCUCAAGGUUUAUUUCAACGUGCUAUUACUGAAAGUGCCGGUUGUGACGUCACAGAACUCUCGCUAGAAGACGCAGAAACGAUGGGUAAUCAGAUAUCAUCUUAUUUUUGUCACUCAUCAUCAAAUGUUAUUUCAUGUUUACAAUCAAUCGAUGCAAUUACUCUCCUUCAGUAUUCUAAAUCUCAAGGUUACGUAAGUUUCUUCGGAAACGGUUUUCAUCCGCCAAUUGAUGGUUUAGUUUUUCCUGAUACAAUAAUAAAUUUAUUGCAACAGAAAAGAUUCCCAGCAAACAUUUCUCUUCUAGCUGGAACAACAAGUGCAGAAAUGGCCUUAUUUAUUUCAGCAGGAUUUGAACCAGGAUGGCAACUGUUCAAUGUAAGUCAAUCUGUUUUAUCUGGAUGGGUCGAAUCACUAUCUAAUGGACAAUCAGCAUAUUUGAAUACAACAUAUAAUCCAUAUGUUAAUCCAUAUGUACCAUCAACAUUGAUUAAUUAUUAUGGUUUAACUGACGCAACAUCAACAGGAGUGAUUCAAUGUGCUGUUCGUCGUACAGCUGCCUAUUUAGAUAAUAAUGGAAAUGGAUCUGUAUAUUUAUAUUCAUUUAAUUAUAUUCCAGUAUCAUCUCCUUUUGCUAGCUUAUCACAGUCUGUUCAUGGUCAAGAACUUCCUUUUGUAUUUAAUAUGGCAAAUUCAUCAGCUUUCACACAAACAAUAUUUCCAGUUAGUUCAUUUAAUCCUGAUGAACAAAUAUUGGCAUCAGCAAUGAGUUUACUUUGGAUACGAUUUGCUAUUAACGGUAAUCCAAAUACACCUAUCUUUAUAGAAGACUGUAAUCCAAUUAUAACUCAAAUGAAGAGAAUUGGAGGUUGGCCAAAUUAUGCAACAAACUCAAUGAGUAAUAGUUCACGCUAUUUAGUUUUCGCAAAUACCGCAUUGGGAAAUAGUAGUGCAACUAUUAUGUUGGCAACAAACGGUUAUCAUUCACCAACAUGUGCUGCUUGGGAUGCAGUUGUAUCAAAUAUAAAUAUUACAAAACGAUGUGCUGCUGGCUAUAGUGGUGUCAAUUGUACAAUAACGAGUGACAGUAGAAUAAAUACUGCUUCAAUUCUGAUUUUCAGUUCAAUUGCAUUAACUAUGUUUUUCUAUAAUGUCUAA